GCAUUGCUCUCCAGCCUGGGCAAAAUAGUGAGACCUUGUCUCACAAAACAAAAAUCUAACAAUUAUUGAGUUGUUGUUGUAGGAACUAUUCUGAAUACUUCACCUAGUUUCUCAUUUAAGCAUGACAAUUGUGAUAGCUACUAUUGUCAUCUUUACUUGAUUAAUGAGGAAGCUGAGGCACAGAAAGGCAAAGCAAUAGUUGGUAAGUGACAGAGUUUAAAUUAGGACUCAAGCCCUAGUUGAACUGAAUCCAAAGACUAAGCUUUUUCUAUUCAAAUAGGCUGCUGAUUUCAUCAAGGUAGUGAGCAAUAAGAGCUAAUAAGUAUUGUACUUUCUUAAAAAAAUUAUUUAUUUUGAAAACAGAGGAAAAGCAUGCUAUUAAAUGUUUACAAUUGAACACUUGUAUGUUUUGAGAUAUUGCACUACAAUUUCCUAAAAAGUCCUCUUACUCUCAUAGAACUCCUCUACAUUGGGCCUGUGAACGUGGCCAUGAGGAUGUGGUCACUCUUCUGGUAAACAGAAAGUGCAACAUUAACAGCCGUGACAGUGGAAACAGGACGCCUUUGAUGCUGGCUGUGAAUUGCCAGCAUCAAAAUUGUGCCUGUAUUCUUCUGGAGCACAACGCCAAUCCACAUCUUCGGGAUAUGUUCAACCACCCUGCUCUCUUUUAUGCUGCGAUGCGGAACAGUGCACCACUGAUAGAAAUACUGCUUUCCUAUCGUGCAGAUAUUGAAGCAUCGGACCAGGAUGGAAUCACACCACUUUUUUAUGCUAUAUCUUUCAAGAGUCAGAAAGCAAUGGAAUGUUUGUUAAAAAACCAGGCAAAUAUACAUGCAGUUGAUAACUGCGGACGAACAGUUCUCAUGGCUGCUGCAGAGCAUGGCACACCAGAUAUGGUCAAAAUCCUUCUUGAGCAAAAGGUUAAUGUCUUUGCUCGAGAUACACAUGGAAAAGAUGCAGAAGGUUAUGCUGUUUCUCGUGGUUCGACAAUAAUUCAACAGCAAAUUAUGGAAUGUAAAAAGGAGACAAUUGAAAAUGCCAAACAAAAAAAGGAGAGACUUGAAAAUUACAACCUAGCUGGAAAGUCUUUGCAAGGAUCCCUGUUUCUGGCCUGA
Messenger RNA from Sapajus apella (tufted capuchin), 1115 nucleotides. RefSeq names its product putative ankyrin repeat domain-containing protein 19. NCBI's taxonomy places the organism in Eukaryota, Metazoa, Chordata, Mammalia, Primates, Cebidae. The record is from RefSeq and is a predicted model, not a curated record. Gene Ontology annotation, molecular function: protein binding. The coding region runs from base 567 to 1115 and encodes 182 amino acids. The transcript has 6 exons.